AGACAAUACAAAAGGGGAAAAAAAUAAAAACUUAACUGACUUUAUAGCCAGUGUUUGGACACAUGAGUCAAGGUUUCAAAAUACCAUAUUUUUAAGGGAAUAGCAAUGUAUUUAAACGGGAAUCCUUUGAAAUGGAUAAUAUUAGCACACGUAGCCUACUAUGAAAAUGACUCCGAAGUGGUAAAACAAAAUGAACGUACUUAUACCGAUGACCCACGACAAGUGCAAAAGUAAAGGCAUCGUGCGUUUUUCAUCUCGUCACAUGUGUUAACUGCACUAAUCAUAUACGUUUUAAACUGGAGAAAUUUGUAAAUGGCGUUAGAUGGAGAACAAGCCUCACUGCUUACAAAGUAGGGAGUAACAAUGGGGUGUACAGAUAUAAAGUCAAUAUAACGCUACAGUGAUGCACAGUCUUUCCCCUAUUCAAGAUCUCGUUAUUAUUGUGCGUUUAAUUUGUGUUCCGACGCGAUGUGGGACAAUGGGAACAGAACUCAGUUACCCAUCAAUGCGUUCUUUGAGAAGAAACUAAUCUUAUGCUGUCUGCCUCCCUUUAAGUCAAUACAGGUAUAAUUAUCAUUCCUGCUUUAAAAGCAUCUUAAAGGGACGGAUGCAGGCUGUGCGUUUCGGUGGCGGCUCUGACAUCUUCGCUGGGGAGCGCUGAGUUGCUUGAGUCAAGACUGCGCUGCAGCUAAAAGCAAAGGCUGUAAUCACGCGUGUGUGAAAGGACAGAGCAAAAGAGAAAGGGGGAGAGAAAGAGGGAGAGAGAGAGAGAAAUCACAGCAAUCACAAAGGAAACUGGCAGUUUGUACAAGGUUAUCACUGGACUUUGCUAUAUUUCCAACUUUGAAGCAUUUAUUGGCAUCCGUUUUGCUGGGAUAUACGCGGAGCAGAGGAUCUGUUUUACAUUUAAUUCCUAUUUUGAGAGUACGAAGACCACUCAGCAGAAAGAUCAAGCAGCCCCACACAGUGCUAUAUAAUAACUGCUCGGGAAACAGGUCCUAGUAACGCCAUCUUACCAUUCUGGCUCUGUAGCACAUUUCGACGCAUCUGUAUUGAAGGCAGUUUCCCUUCUACUGGUCCUCGAGAAGGAACAGUCAAGCAAAACGUUCCCAGCUAUCAUCUCCUGGCAUCAUAUUUUUUUGGGGGUGGUGACUUUUUCCCAUCAAGGCCCCAAUGAGGCUGUGUAACCCGCAGAUCUACAGUGUGGUGGGCAUGGUGAUACUGUUCCUCUACCCAUGGGACAUUGGAUGCUUGGGCCUGAGCUCUGGUUCCGGUCCCCUGACCCAUCGCCUCCAGGCCUCGGGGAUCACCGGCACGGCCAUGCGGAGACAGAAGCGGAGCUGGGUGUGGAACCAGUUCUUUGUUCUGGAGGAGAAUAUGGGCAGCGACCCACUCUAUGUGGGCAAGCUUCACUCAGACAAAGAUAACGGGGACGGCAAUGUGAAGUACGUGCUGUCUGGAGAAGGAGCUUCCUCUAUCUUCGUCAUCGACGAGAGUACCGGAGACAUUCACGCUACCAAGAGGCUUGACCGGGAGGAACAGGCCUAUUACACCCUACGAGCUGAGGUCCUGGACCGGGACACGAACCGUCCUCUGGAGCCUGAGUCCGAAUUCAUCGUUAAAGUUCAGGACAUCAAUGACAACGAGCCGAAGUUCCUGGACGGGCCUUACACUGCUAUGGUUCCGGAGAUGUCCCCACUUGGGACGUCCGUGUUGCAGGUAGCGGCGACGGAUGCAGACGACCCUACGUAUGGAAACAGCGCCAGGGUCGUCUACAGCAUCCUUCAAGGGCAGCCGUAUUUCUCAGUGGAGCCCAAGACAGGCAUAAUCAGGACAGCCCUCCCCAACAUGGAUCGGGAGACGCGGGACCAGUAUGUGCUGGUGAUCCAAGCCAAGGACAUGGUCGGCCAGAUGGGGGGGCUAUCCGGCACCACGUCGGUCACCAUCACCCUAACGGAUGUCAACGACAACCCACCUCGCUUCUCCAGAAGCCAUAUUGAGUUCCACAGCAUGAAGUGUAGGGAGAACUGCAUCGAUUUUGCAUGCAGCAGGAACAAAAUUGAGUCCUCCCAGUACACUGUACAGGAAUCCCUGCCCAUAGAAUCCGUAGUAGCCAAGAUAAAAGCCGUCGAUGCCGACCUGGACUCCAACGCAGAAAUGGACUUCAGAAUUAUGGAUGGGGAUAGCCAAGGGACUUUUAAGAUCUCGACUGACCAAGACACACAGGAGGGAGUCAUAACUCUUCAAAAGCCUCUUGACUUUGAGACGAAGGCCAGCUACGCGCUAAAGAUCGAGGUGACGAACCGGAACAUCGACCCGCAGUUUCUGAGCUUGGGCCCAUUCAGCGACAUAGCGACGGUGCGGGUGACCGUGGCGGACGUGGAUGAGCCGCCCGUCUUCACCUCGCCUCUCAACAAGAUGGUGGUCUCCGAGGCCGCCAAGGUGGGCACCAUCAUCGGCAGUGUGUCUGCGCACGACCCAGACACUGCUACUAGUGCCAUCAGGUAUUCCAUAGACCGCAAUACAGACCUGGAGAGGUACUUCAAUAUCGACGCUACAACUGGAGCUAUAAGUACAGCAAAACUACUGGACAGAGAAGUGAAUGCAGUGCACAACAUCACUAUCUUGGCGAUGGAGAGUCACGAUCCAUCUCAAGUUGGGAAAGGCAUUGCCCUGGUCACAGUGAUGGACGUCAACGACAACGCGCCCAUGUUCGCCAUAGAGUACGAGACCUUACUCUGUGAGAGUGCCAUCCCUGGAGAGAUCAUCCAGACCAUCAGUGCGGUGGACAAAGACGAGCCCCUGAGUGGACACCGCUUCCUCUUCGGCCUGACUACUACCGCUACUGGCAACCUUAACUUCACCCUCAGAGACAACAAAGACAACACGGCGUCCAUCAUGACCAAGCGUGGCGGGUUCAGCCGGCGGGAGCAGGCCCUGUACCAGCUGCCCAUCCUCAUCAGGGACAGCGGCAGCCCGUCGCUGAGCAGCACCAACACGCUCUCCAUCCGCGUUUGCCACUGCGACCCCGACGGUGUGACCCAGUCCUGCAGCGCCGAAGCCUUCAUGCUCUCCGCGGGGCUCAGCACCGGCGCGUUUGUCGCCAUUCUUGCAUGCGUCCUCACCCUGUUGGUGUUUGUCUUGCUGAUUGUGACGAUGCAGCGACGAAGGAAGGAGCCCCUGACCCUGGAGGAAGAGCGAGAUGUCCGUGAGAACAUUGUGCGCUAUGACGACGAGGGAGGGGGAGAGGAGGACACAGAAGCCUUCGACAUGGUGGCCCUACGCAACCUCAAUGUCAUCCAAGAUCCCAAAGCCCGCCGGGACGUGUCCCCUGACUUGCCCACCCUCUUCACCUCGCGGCUCGCGUACAAGACCCUACCGGACAAUGUCAUCUUCCGAGAGUUCAUCUGGGACCGGCUGAAGGAUGCCGAUGUGGACCCGUCGGCUCCCCCGUAUGACUCCCUCCAAACAUACGCCUUCGAGGGUAGCGGCUCGGUGGCAGAGUCCCUCAGCUCGCUGGAGUCGUUGAGCAUAGACUCCGACCAGAACUAUGACUAUCUCAGCGAAUGGGGACCGCAGUUCAAGAAGCUAGCUGACCUGUACGGCAGCAGCGAGGGCAGGAAUUUGUUCUCUUAGCCCCAUUUUCAAACACUCCCUUUUUCGACUGACUGCAGAAUUUGAAUCCCACGAGGGGGAAGCUAACAUGAAACUACUACCGAAAAAAAAAAAACGAAGAUGGGGGAAACAUCCAGCAGAAGACAUUUGAAUGAUGUAUUUAACGAUUUUCUGUGCUAUUUACGUGGAUGCUCAAAGAGAAGCUUUGGACGUGUUGACUAUGAUGAAAACGAUGAUUAAAAAAGGAAGCAAUUAAGGCAAAGACUUAAGCUAGACGUUGUGGUGAGAAUUAGCCUGGGACAUUGCCAAGCUGACAGAUUAGGCUGAACCCUGUGUAGUGGCAUCGGUUCCCUCAUUUUACAGCUGGCCAAAGUGCCAGCAUAAGUGUUGUUCGCUAAAUGCUAGAAUGCUAAUUACUGCUUUUUUUGUCCUCAAAAUGAUAAGACUUUAUUUCAAAGUGUUUUUUUUAAUUUCUUUUGUGGCUAGUCAGUGCAAGGGCAGUUUAAUCAGUUCAGUGAUCAUUAAAGUGUUCACAAUCA
Paramormyrops kingsleyae is the source of this 4154-nucleotide messenger RNA. The record is from RefSeq and is a predicted model, not a curated record. Lineage: Eukaryota; Metazoa; Chordata; Actinopteri; Osteoglossiformes; Mormyridae.